This is a messenger RNA of Symbiodinium sp. CCMP2456, 4437 nucleotides long. Lineage: Eukaryota; Dinophyceae; Suessiales; Symbiodiniaceae. The record is from the annotation of a GenBank genome assembly.
AUGGACCCGCCCCCGGCGUCAGAGGCCAAGGACGACGACAAGGACGAUGUCAGCGACUACGGCGAUGACGAUGGACUUUCUUGGUACGCGUCUGCUGCCGCUGACGCAAAUGCAGAGGAGCCAGCACCAGAGGAGACGGCUGAACAAGAGCAGCCGGAGGAUGCGGCUGUGACAGACCCUUACGUGACGGCCGAGUCCGAUCCCUACGAGGUUUUCGCAGAGGAGGCUGAAGAGGCUCCAGCUGACCUCGUAGACUCUGAGCCCAAAGCAGUGGCUCUUGAAGAGGAUGACACGGGCAAGAGAGCGGCCGAGUCCGAAGAACCGGCCAAGCCACCGCAGCCCUCAGCUGCUCCCGACCUUAGCCGGCCAGCCAAAGUUCAGCGGACAGAGGCUCCGGCCGAGCCGCAGUUGACUCCGCCAGCACCGCUUCCUUUGAAGCAGCUGGCCCAAGUCCUCCAAGUUCCACCUGCUCCGGAGGCCGAGGCAGCAAAGGCCUGGACACCCAGCUGGCUGCAGGAGACCUCCGAAGGAGAUCCAGCUCCCAAAGACCACCUGGCACAGGUUCCAGAACGUGAGUUCAUGGACCAGGACCGCCUUGACCAGGCGCUGUCCUGGGACGAACGCUGUGUCAUCGUGCGCCAGGGGCAGGUGCACAUCGAGCUGCAGCGUCGCAACCCGCCCAUGGACAAUGCUGACCUGCUUCGAUUUUGCGACUGGUUGGAUGAGCAAAUGCCCCUGGUCGUCAACCACUUCCCCUAUGUCAAGAAGAGCGGAGCCUAUGUCGACCUCUCUGAUAACGAGAUCGGCACGGACGGCCUCGACAAACUCUUCCAGGUGCUGCGAGGCCAUCGAGUACCAUGCGUCGUUUUGAAAGCCUACAGAAACUCAAUUGAUGACUCAUUUGUAGACACGCUGGUGGAGUAUCUCUACACCCAGCCCGAGGCUUUCCCGAUGCAUGGUAUCCACAUCUCGCACAAUGACAUCUCCGACAAAGGGGCCUUUCGGUUGAUUCGAGCUGCAGCUCAGUGUGGGCAUUAUCCUCGUCUGACGACGCGAUUGCCACUGUGGCUGCGGCUGGAGGUGAAUGCCCUCAUGAACCCGCAGAAGGUCAUCAAAGAUGCAAAUAACGAGGGCUUCACCGUUUGCCUCAUGCAGGAUGGACUCUGCAGCCGCGAGAAGUGUGACCACUACUCCGGAGUUCAUGUGCAGCUGCCGUACUUUCUGAACCAACCUGCCAAGGGCUUCGCCAAUCUGGAGCAGUUCGGCGCAAGUCAGCGGCGACAGACUUGGGCGCCACCCUACAGCUCCAGCCAGGGCACCCUGGCCCCGAAGGCUGCAUCUCCAGUUGGAAAUUCAGAUGCGGGGACCUUUGGCUCGCCGAUGCUGGGAGUCAAGGUCGCAGCAUCGUGUCGCAUUCUGGCACAUGCAGCGGACAUGGUCAGUUCCACAAAGCUGUCGACCUAUGCCCAAGGGCACAGAGGCCAGCGCGUUGCAAGUCACGAGAUCUUCCCGCGCAUCGCGCAUCUCAGCCAGGGCCCCAGCCGCCAUGCCAUCGCCUGUGGCAGUUCCUUCGGGAUGCAACGGCUCAGGCGGACUCCUCCGCUGCAUGGUCUGUCGCAGAUGAAGGUGUUAUCGAAAGAGAUCCGACUGCCAGCAGCAAUCGUGGCAGCGGCAGAGGAGACGUUCGUGCUGAAAGCCUGCCUCAAUCUGGAUGACGGCGCCCUGAGCUGGGUGAUGAGCCAAAUCCUGGCACAAAAAGGCCCUGUUGUUCAGGAGGCAAUUGGUCAUGAGGAAGAGACACACCCGCAAGAGUCUGUGAGGAGCAGGUCGAAGGGAAUCACGACAUGGUCUUCGGAGGACGGAAGUCUUGGACCAGGCCCCGGCGUCGGCGCCAAGGGAGAUCUGCCUCCGCAGGCUGUCGGGGGCCGAAAGACCAGGAGGAGAAGUUUGCUGGCGCAGAUCGGCAAGGGACAACCUGGUCCGUCACAUUCUUCGCCUGCAAUGGCCAAGAUCUCGGACGUGCUCCGCCCGGUUGUGGAUAGCUUCUGGUUCCAAACCCUCAUUGUGUUCUUCGUCGUCGUUGCGCUUUUUGGUGGCGACCUCGCGACCCUCACAGAUUUGCCUGACGAACCCGGCUUGUUUAUACUCGACCUCAUGAUGUCCAUAGCGACCGUGGUCUUCUGUAUAGAGAUAGCAUUGAAUUGCCUGGCGCGCAUGCACGUCUACCCUCUGUCUUUCUUCUUCGUGAUGGACUUCAUUGGCACCCUUUCUAUGGCAUUUGAGAUCUCCUUCCUGCUUGGCAACCAGGCAGAUAUGCAAACUGUACAAGAUGGCUUCGAUGCCGUCUUGAUGCGUACAGCUCGAGCAGCGAAGAUCGGAGCUCGUAUCGGACGGCUGUCGAAGCUCAUGAAAUACGUGUCUUACCGCUUUACCAACCGCCACGGUUCUUUUUCCAGAGACAAGCCUGCAGAAGCCAAAGUCUUGUCGACAAAAUUGAUGCUGACGUUGUCCACCACAGUGUCAAUGCUCACCAUCGUGCUCGUAUUUACGUUUCCACUCUUCACCAUCGGACUGUACCCGCAGCAGGACCUGUCCAUGAAGACCUGGGCGGAUGAGCUUGAGGACGCAUUCAGUGAAGCGGUGGCCGUCCAGCUCAACUCGCCCGAGAGCUCGCAUUUGUUCCAGGAGAAAGUAUCCAGAAUGAUCACCUUUUACAGCACUGUGGGGUACAAACCCUUCCGACUGGAGGGGUUCGGGGAGGAUGUGGUGCUCGAGAACUCGACGAUGACGGUCCGAGGAGCAUCUUUGGUGACGGGGUCAGUUCCAGUCCGGAUCUCGCACAUCUUCAAAGUCUCCGUAGAGAGUUGCAUGGUCCAGCGUGCUGCUUGCCAGACGGACCCGCUGCCGUCGAUUAUGUUCGACUUCACAAACCCACAGCAGAUUGAGUCGGCCCAAGACAUGGCUCUGAUGUGCUUCAUCAUCGCGCUGAUGCUGAUCGUCUCCUUGAUUCUCAGCCACACUCUCGAUCGAUUGCUUGUGCAACCUAUGGACCGUAUGCUGUACAUGGUAAAGAGCAUGGCCGCAGAUCUCUUAAAGCAGUUCGGUUUGGACGACAACCUCGAGGAAGAAGCAGAACCGAUUGCAGAGACGGCCCUGAUCGAGGAGAUUUUCAAAAAGUUCGCGCGGCUAGCCAAUCUGGCUGCAGUGCGGAACGAGCUCACCGAGGAGGAAAUGGCAGGCAUGGACACUGAUGCGAGGGCCGUCCUCCUCGACGUAAUGCACUUACAGGUCAACAGAGACCUGACAUCGUUGGCUGCUGUGGCCAACGCAUCGGAGCCGUGUUUUGCCAACCUACCGGUCAACGAGUCCGUCUUCUCCUCCUUUGAGUUGGACGUGCUUGAGCUGCCCGUGGAGCAAAACCAGCAAGUGGUUGUGCACAUGUUUUUUGACUCCUUCAUUGGAAGAUCGACUGGCCGCAUACUUGCUCAGCCCGAGACGUUCCACAAAUUUCACUCGGUCGUUUAUUCAAACUACAAUAGCCUCCCCUACCACAACUACUUCCAUGCCGUCGAUGUGACGUAUACUGUGCACAGGCUCAUGGAUAUCAACCGCACAGAUGCUUGGUUGUCAAAUGUUGAGAAGUACGCGCUGCUUCUUGCCGCGCUUUGCCACGAUGUGGGUCACCAGGGAAAGACAAAUCCGUUCCUUGUGGAGACGCAGCAUCAGCUCGCACGAGUAUACAACGACAAGUCUCCUCUUGAGAACAUGCAUGCUGCCAAGCUCUUCGAAAUUGCAAGCAACGAGGACACGGACGUCUUCAAGCGGCUGGACAAGGAUGCGCGGAAGACCGCGCGCAAGGUCUGCAUAGCAGCCAUCCUUCACACGGACAACGCUGAGCAUUUCGAGAUGGUGAGGGAAGUGAGCAAGAUAUAUGAGCUUACCUCGGACUUGUGCGACGGACAGGCGGCACAGCUUGACCAGUUGGACAUGAAUUAUGUGGAACAGGUGCUGUCGAAGAACUCCAUGUUCUUCAUGGAGGUGUUCCUACACUUUGCAGAUGUGUCAAAUCCCCUCAAGCCCUUCAAGAUGUGCCAUGCCUGGGCAUGGCGCGUUCUGGAAGAGUUCUUCAACCAGGGCGACACUGAAAAGGAGCUUGGCUUACCUGUAGGCAUGCUGAAUGAUAGGGACAAGAUAAAUCGUCCUGGCUCUCAACAUGGCUUCAUCAACUUCAUGGUCGCCCCAUUUGUCUUGCACACUGUGAAAGUGUUCCCUGGCCUCCAUUCAGUCUACACUCAAAUGGGGGAAAACCUCGAGCAAUGGCGACACAUGUGGGUUGCUGAAGUGAAGCCAAGCGAGGAGGAGAUCGCAAAGAAAGAUGCUGAUGUGCAGAAGAUCAAGGACACGGCUUUGGAGCUUCGAAAGAGGACAAUGCCAUAG